This is a messenger RNA of Xyrichtys novacula (pearly razorfish), 8436 nucleotides long. The record is from the annotation of a GenBank genome assembly. NCBI's taxonomy places the organism in Eukaryota, Metazoa, Chordata, Actinopteri, Labriformes, Labridae.
AAAAUAAAAGUUACAACAACACAGUGAGCUUUUUCAUAGGUUAAUAAAUCACACUGAAAGAAAGGGAAAAGCAGAACUAAAGUUGGAGCGUUUUUAGAUGAGGCUCAGACGCAGAGUUGUGAGGGUGAGUUUAUUUGACCUUUUUCUGCUUUUUAGUUUAGUGGUGUGAAACUUUUGACCAAACAAGUCCCAUGGAAAGAUCAAAGCAAACUGACUGUAGUGAAGGAAAGUGGUGCUGAAAGCUGAAUGCUGACGUCCCCAGUUAUGAGGCAGACAUUGAGGGCUCAGAUACAGUAAAUUGAUAUGAUGUGAUGUGACUAGAUCAUAUUCUAUAACUUAAUUCAAGACCUUGCUUACAAAACAACUACAACACAUGUUGCACACUGCCAAAAAUACCAAUAUAUGGGAGCUUCAUAGACCAUGGAGGAUUCAUGAGGCAACCCUGGGGUUGAAAAAAGAUUCAAAGAUAACUUUAUUGAUUUGAAAAUGUCACAAAGCUACAAAGACCAUCAUUAUUCUCAACUCUCGACGCUGGUUACAUAAACUAAAUAUAGAUAAUGUAGUUUUAUGAGAACUGUUGCGGAAGACAACAUAAGAAAACACUCUGUGCUCUCUUAGAACAAACAAAUAGGUCAAUAUGUGAAUUCUGUGUGUCUUCACACACCACUUACACUGCCUUUAAGUGCCAGUUUGAUGUCUUUUUACUAAUUGAGGGGUUUAGUCUAUCUCUGCGCUGAGAAAAUCUUCAGUAACAGCAGCACAAUAGGCACUCUUGUUAUUGACCUGAGAGGGGGAGGCACGCAGGGGCAGCUGAUUAUCAGAGCAGUGUGUGUGUGUGUGUGUGUGUGUGUGUGUGUGUGUGUGUGUGUGUGUGUGUGUGUGUGUGUGUGUGUGUGUGUGUGUGUAAUGAACCAGGUCGAGGCUGUUGUUACGUCAGCAGGGGCUCGGCCGACAGGAGGCGGUUGAAGCAGACAAACUGAACCUGCAGCUCAUUUCCCUGGAAUUUGUUUCCCUCAGAGGAACCACGGCGUCAUGGCUGAAACACGGAGAGUGACAGCAGAGCCAGGCAGGAAGGUGAGCUUACACACACUCAUACACACACCUGAGCGAAGAGGUCAAAGGUUAAAAGUCAAUCAGAGAAGAAAGAAACCUCAUCAUCCUCCGACUGCUAUAGCUUCACUCUAUUCUGUGUUAGUUUGACUUCUGAAGUUGGUGUUUAGAUUGAAAACUAGUUUUUCCAGCUGACUAAAUUUUGGAAAGUUUGCAAGGCUGAAACAAUGUGACUUCCUGUCAUUUCCUACAAAAUAAGAGACAUCUUUAGCUCCAUGUUGCAGCAGUAUUUGAUUCAAGGAAUCUUACUUUUAUUUGGUUUUAACUUGCUCAAAGAGCACAAAGCUGGAAAAAAAAAGAAAAAAUACAUACAAAAAAAAAAGAAGUCUAAAGCAGACAUGCAACCACAUGUUGUAUUUACUUUGACUGUUUAACUAAGAAAGAGCUGAUUCUGACUUGAUUAUAUGGUCUAAAACACAUGGAUGUAGUAGCAUCAACCAUUAAAUUCUGAAGAUGACCUAUUGCCCAAAAGGUAGACGGCAAUGUAAUGGAGUUAUUAUAAAUGUUUUGUUUGUUAAAAAGGCACCAUAGAUAAACAUAUCUGUUCUUACAAAAGAUAUUUAAAUUAUGAUAAGUCAACAAUUAACAAAAUCCAUCAUCACACACUAUUAAACAUGAGGCCAAAAACUGCAGUUCCCUCAGAGGCAGACCCCAAAAAUGGGUCAUUCAAAAACAAUAUUGGUUCUGUGAAGCUUUAAAACUAGUCAAAUUAAAAAGAAAAAAAUGUUAAUCUACUUUAGUAAAAGUGGACUUUUUAUGCAAUAGAUCAAAGGUUCUGUUAUACCUAUACAUUUUUUUCCCUAGAAUAUUAAAGUCGACUUAGAUGAUGUUUUGUAAGUGCUACUUUCAGCUGUGACCCGUAAUAAGAAAUGCAUUACCAUGCAGUGAUUCUCAGUUCUGAAGUACUUUACAUGAGAAUUUCUCUGUUUAACACACUCAAACUUCAUCAUGCCCUUGAAAAAACAUAGUCUCACCCGAGAAAGCAUGUCCAGGUAUGAUGCUAAACAUUACGAACCAAGCUGUCUGUACUUGGAGCAACUUGGCUAGUCCUUUCAUUCAUAGGUGGUUGUGUUCCUGUUAUUGUUCCUCUUAUCACGGAGUCUAAAAACUUGAACUCUGUAGCAUGUGAGUUUAAAUAAUGUUAAUGAUGUUUCUUAAAUAAACAUAGCCUAGCAGAAUGCACACCCAUGUAUUCUUAAUUCCAAAAAGUAGUUUGAAUACUUUAGUACUUAAAGAAUUUAUUACUCCAGUAAUUUAACCCAAGUAAUAAUCCAAUUAAGCAACUUCCACUUGUAUUUGAGUAAUAUUUGACCAGGGGGAUAUAUACUUGAACUCAAGUAAUUAGGUUAUGAACUUUGUCCAUCACCGAUAAUCUUAUUUUUUUAUUAUCAGAUAGAUGUGCAAUAAAAAACAUCUGAACCUGCACAGCAUGGACAAUUAAAUAAAUAAGUUACAUACCCCAAAUUAUGUAUGAACAUGUUUAUUUCUACUCUUAAAUCAGGUAGAAAACUUUCCCUUUAUCUUGAUUGUUUAAAAAAAGUUUUGUUAAAUAUAUUAAGAAAGAAAUUAGUUGAUAUCUUGAGGAAACAACUGAGUGUGCAGUAAAUAUAAUGUAUGAUGCAUGUCCAGAUAUAGCCUCCAUACUGUAUGAGUAAAUGGAUGCUUAUGUAACCAUUAUAAAUAGGUUUACAGGUGUGUGUAAGUACAAUAUGGUCUUAGAGGGUCAAAACAAAAUGAAAAUUGAGGGAACGAAAAGGAGUCUGCAUAUAAAUACUGAAGCAUAAAUUUAUCACACCAAAGAUCUACUUCCUUACCACCAUGAUCGGUUAAUGCUUUUUUGCAUUCGUUAGUUUUGUGUGCUUUUAUUUUGAAGGCAAACCGUGACGCGUUGAUUUUUGUCAUUCAGACUUUUGACGCAGCACGUGCUGGUCACGGGUCAUGUGACACAGGUUGUGUAUUGUACUUUAGUCAGUGCUUGUAAAUACCAGACUCAGCCCAGAGAUUGUACUGAAAACACGGUUGGAAAAUGAUCUUAUCUUUACUCUUUAGACAUAUUGAUUGUUUAUAUUAGGUUGAUCAUUAUUACCUUCAUUUUUUUUAAAUUCUAAUCACAAACAAAAUCUUUAACUGACAGUUUAAAGCAACCUUUGUGACAAUAUGACCUUGUCAAUAAAUAAAUAAGGAAUAACAGAAAAAAUUAUUAAGGAUAAAGGAAGAGCGGUCGGUGCACAUGAUCAAACCAGUUAUAAAUGUCCAGGCUACAAAUUCAGUUUCUUUCAUGUUUAUACAACAUCACGUUCUCAUAAACAAUCCUGCGUCCUCCUGAUUUUUCUCCAUGUGAAAUGCACCUAUCCUUAUGCUUAGCCAUCACAAAAAAAAAAAAAAAUAGUUAAGACAUUUUUUUGACAGUUUUCCUUUUUUUCAGGAUUCAGAUUUUUUUUUUCAAAUUUCAGAAUAAUGAGAAGGAGGUAAAAAUCUAAGAAAGAUUUAGAAUUCUGAGAUUUUAAAAAAUUGGAAAUUUGAUUUUAAUCUCAGAAUUCAGUGAUCAAGAGAAUUCUGGGGAAAAAGUCAGAUUUUUAUCACAGAAUUCUAACCUGAGUCUAAAAAUUCUGAUAAAACAGUCAAGAUUCAGAAUCUGAUCUUAAAAUUCAGAGAUUAGAAAAGUUAGGAUUCUGUAAAAAAAAAAAAAAAAGUCAGACUCUGAGCUCAGAAUUCUAGUGUGUCUACCUGCAUCUGUUCUCACCCGCUAUCUUAUUGGGACUGGUCUGUGUCUGUAAGGAGACGCUUUAAGAUGUGUGUUUUGUUUUUAAAGACUCAAUAGUUAUUGCCAACUAGAGAACAGCAGCAAACUAGGUUUAUAGAAAAACCAAGGAAACCAAGGAAAGGAUUGCGAUAAACUCAAUUGUUAACAGACACCUGUCCAGGUGAGGCCAGAAAAGUGAGAUGAAAAUCUGCUAAAGUCAACAGGGCUGUAAGCUGACGAUCAUGUUUGCGCCAUAGACUGUAUACACUAUGGACAACUUGGCUCCACCUUCCAUCAUGAUACAAAUUUAAAGACGAAUUGCUCUUGGUAUUUCCAGGAUUUUCCCCACUUCCUGGAACCACCACUUGCGCAGUAGCUGCGCAAUCUUCGUACGCCCAUAGGCUGUAUAAAGUGUUAAUAAUAGAAAAUGUGAACCCCCUAAUAACUUUUAUAAAUGGAGCUGCACAGAAAAAAGAGGACUUGAGCACAAACUAGUCUUACAGUAACUACAUGUCAACAUCGCAACCAGGGGGGAGAAACAUUUAAAUUCUGUGUAAUAAAUUUCUAAAGUUUGUCCACAGCCCCAUAGGGAUUGCUGGAGGCUGGAGGAGGCGGGAAUUUAUGACCUAUACUGCAGCCCGUCACCAGAGGGUGCUGUCCUUGCGGUGACUUUACCCAGCAAGGAGGCAGAUGCCGUCUAUUCUAUAUACAGUCUAUGGUUAGCCCCUAAACAGACUUAACCACUGAGAACGUGGUUACAUGGGUGGGAUCACAAACACCUAUGACAUUCAUCCUCAGGUUCAGGACUCUGAAAGUCUAAGGUGGGAGAUCCAGUUUAAGUGUUUCUUUUCUACUUUCAGAAAUGGGUGUUCCCUCAGAGAGGUGCUGCUGCUGAUGAGAGUAAACAGAGAGUUGAUUCUUCUGACAGAGAUGCUCACAGAAGUUUGGUAAGAUCCAGCCCACGAAACCACAACACAGACUCACACACUUAGUCCCAACAAUUCCACCAAAGAUCCACCAAAAAUGCAGAAGUAAAAGAUAAAAACUGCUCUUUAACUCAAAGACUAAGUCACUUUUGAGGGACUUAAGAAACUGCUCAUAGGUGCCUUUUGACAGCAAGAAAGACAAUUUCAUUUGCAUUAGGUUAGUUUAGAUGAGCUACAACUUUAUUCAUCCUUUCAGCCCUGACCACAAACCACUGCAUGUAUUCAGAUGCAGUAGUUUGUUUAUUUGAUUGUGUGUAUUUGUUUGUGCUGUGUAUGUGCAGGCAGUUCCCUUCAGAGGCCACAUCAGUGGUGGGAUGUGUGUAGGGAAGAAGUUGGUGCUGGUGGGUGUUGUGGACCCUCGUCCUGACAGGUAAAAAUCCCCUUCAGAUAUUUGCUUUCUUUUAAUACUUACCUAUCCUUUUGGACUUUUUAAUGACUCAUUAUUUUUAUUUUCACUUUUCCUUUCGCAUUUCCUAACUGUUAAGAUGAAACUGUAAGUACAUUUACUCAUGAACAUUUAAAGUUAUCCACAUUUUACAGCUUCUAUGAGAUUUUUUUAAGCUGCUUGGAAAACAGACUGAAAUUAAUUAUGACGCCUCUUUAUGACCUAAAAAUCAAACCAGACCAUCACCAGCAUGGCUGACUGUCUCUGUUUUUAUCUUUAAUGUCUGAGCUCUAGUCUCAGGGAAGGUUUUCAGAAAACUCUAAGGGUACAGUUGGUAGAAAUGAGAAUAUAUAGUGAAAUUGACAAAACCUUAACAGUUUUUUAUUUAUUUAAACAUUUAAACACACAUAUGAUUUUUUUUUCCAUUCCCACCAAGUCUGUUGUGUUAAUGCUGCUAUUCACUAACCCUUUAAGAAAAUUAUGCUUUGAGGAAGAAUGUUACUAUGUGGUUCUGAUGAGUGUGACUUUUAUGAAUGUGGUCAGGUCUUAAGACUGUAUCUGUUUCUCCUCCAGGUUCUAUGUGGCUCUGACUUGUGGUCGGGGAGUAAAUGAGGAGCCUCCAGUUGAUGUAGCUCUGGAGCUCUGCGUGCGAUUCAAGGACCGACAAGUCCUACGUAGAGCCUGUGUGUUGGGAUCAUGGGGGGACAUAGACAGAGCCGUGCCUUUCUUCCCCUUCAUCAAAGACCUACCGUUCAAGGUACCAGCAAAUAUUCACAAACUUGACAAACUGACUGCUGCACAUUAAAAACUGCUGGGUAACUAUUGGACCAAACCAACGCUCGGUUAAUUUAACCCAGGAAAUUGAGUUGAUUGUUUAACCCAGCAAGAUGGGUUAAUUCUUCUAUUUAUUUGCUGGUAUAUGUCAACCACUAUGCUUGGUUUAUUCUACCACAUAUAUGGGUUGAUUUUACCUCAUCAAUGUAAUACCUUUUAUGAAGUAAACAAACAGUGAAUAAGCAGUGGGACUGCCCUUGAUUUCACUUUUAGAAGACUGCAACGCGUGACAUACACUAAUAUGGUCCAUGUGUUGUACUGUGAAUAUGUCCGACAUGUAAACCUGAGUCUCAUCUCUCCUCUCAGAUGGAGCUGCACUGCGAACAUGGUCGUUUUCGCGUCUUUGUGGAUGGACAGAAGCUCUUUGAUUUCACCCACAGAUUGACGUCACUGGAGAAAAUCGACACAUUGUGGAUCAAAGGCAGUCUGACUGUCAACAAACUGGCCUAAAAACCCACUGAUGAACAUUUUCGUUCAUUGAAGGCACAGAUCUGGGCUUUAUUGGGCUUAGACUGCCAGGACUCAUUUACAGACUGUAUAUGAGGUGGAAAUAGCCACAGGGAUGGGUUUGAGGGUGACUAUUUUAAAGCCUCCAUGCUUUGGCCAUAACCAGCUUGGUUUUAUGGCGAAAGAAGUGACCAAAUUAAGACAAGAGGAUGUAGUUGGGGUGAAGUGACGGAUUAACUAAUGCACUACCAUGGUAAGUGAGGUGCUUCCAGAAACACAUCAACUGUGGUUUUAAUUUGGAUGUAAACUUUGAUUGGCAAAGGAAAAUUUUACUACCAAAAUACCAUAAUAAUAAACAGCCAACCCCCUAGAGUGUCCUUAAGCAUUAAUGAAAGUUAAACAUGACAUUUUUCAGGUUUCUGUAAAGUGACUUGUCAGACUUAGUUAGCCCCUGUCUGAGCCCUCCCCUGCUCUCAGGUCUCUUUGACUCUGAAUGAGUCCAUAAAUGACAGGAUGAAGAAGAUAAUCGUGUAUUGAUGAUCUGAAACCAGAGAUUGAGAACCUCAACUCUUUAGGAACAUUUUAACUGAGAUAUCAAAUCAGCUGAGAUGCAGAAAAGUUUUCAUAGACUUCUACAGUAUAUAUCCUGUCAAUAGAGUUGCCUCCUGCUGGCCAUCAGGAGGACACACGUGUACAUGACAACGUAGUGGCCUCAGUUUUUAAACCUGAGGGUAGCAUUCACUUCUUUUAACCACGCUGUAAAUUAGAUUUAUAUUAUGGGAACUUGGUGUCAAAUGUGUAUUUUUUACUGAUAGAAGAAGAAAAUCUGUACUGUUGUUUUUGUGACUGCUAAUACUACGCUGCACUACUACAGAUGCUACCACUUAGCGACCACUUAGCUACUACCACUUUGAUAUUAAAACAAACAUUGUGCCUGAUUUUUCAGCUGUAACCAUCUGAAAAUUGGUUUGCUGUUUUUUUUUACAGGGUGUAAAAACUCUCAGGAAAGAAAUUCAAUGAGACAAGAAUGGAUAAGGGCCAGAAUUUUUUUUAAGUCUGACCUUUGUAUUUCAUCCUUGAGCUCAGACUUCAGAUUUUCUUUCCAUAGGUUCUGACUUUGAUUUCAGAAUUCUGACUUUGAUGUAAAAGUCUGGCUUUGCUCGUAGAAUUUUGAUGUUGAUUUUGGAGUUUGUUGAAUUUUAAAUUUUGACUUUAAGUUCAGUACUUUGAUUUCAGAUGUUAGAAUCCUGACUUUGGUCUUAAUAUUCUGUCUCAGAAUUUUGACUGUGAUCUUAGAAUUAUGUGAUCACAGUCAUGAUUCUGCCUUCAGACUAAAAAAGAAAGGUCAGACUUUCUAAAACAUAGUUGCCCCAAUCUGUCCUUAAUUUAUCACUUUGCAGUUGCCUGCUGAACGUUAAAAUGAAGCUCUCAUCUCACAGUUAUUCCUGGAUUAUACAUUAUAUAUUUGGACAAUUCAGUUAUGCGUUUGUUAAUUUGAAAGUCUGUGGAUGCCUUUUUUUGUUUCGCUGUAAACAAGACUUGAUGUUCAAGGCAUUUUAUAACCUCUGUUGGCACAGAUGAUGACACAUUUUGGUUGAUUAAUUAAUCUGUAUGACUGUUACUGUCACAAAAUGGUAUUUGACAGGACUUGUAUUGUUCUGUAUUUAAAAUACACAUUGCUAAGUUGUCUGCAGAACAGUCCUAAAAUGGGCAGCUUUUAAAUAACAGAAGGACAAGCACUCAACUAAUGUAAAAUACACAUUAAAGCAGUAGUGAUAUAGUUUUACAAUGUUAAUAAACUCAAUGUACAAAAAGUUUUCUCGCUCCUGAUAAAUAUGCGCCGACUACCUCAAAUCAAACAGUAUGAUGUUCUGCUGUUGUCAUCUGUGUUAUAAACAUGAAUGAGAAAUAAAUCUUUUUGUCUCAACUCA